AUGACGUUUAAGGAAUUCGGGAAUUUCGCGCUGCGGCGCGAGCGCGAGCUGCUGAGGACGUUUCAGAAAUUCGAUGGGGAUCGGUCGGGGUAUCUCACGGCGAAACAGUUGAAGAGGGUGCUGAUGCGAGAGGGAUACGCGACGGACGACGACGACGUGGAGGCGAUGAUGUAUCGCAUCAAGGCGGGGGAGGGCGCGUUUAGCAAGGGUAAGGGCUUGUUCAACGCGGCGAACGAAAAAUUCGUGACGCUGGCCAAGGCGAUCGACUUUACCGAGUUUCGUGACUUUUUGAUGCUCUCGGACGCCAUGGACGCCACGGAAGCGUUGAGCGUGUGGUCGAGGUCCACCGUCGACGUCGGCGACGUGUCGUUAGCGUUUGCGAGCAAACGUAAAGCGAACGGAGGCGCUGGCGAGGUGAUAAAGCACUUACUCGUGGGUGCCAUCUCUGGAGGCGUCUCUAGAACCGUCGUCGCGCCGCUCGAGCGGGCGAAGAUUGAAUACAUGCUCGAUUCAACGACCAUCGCGCGCGACGGUGGUCUCGUAGGAACUUUGAACAGAAUCGUGCGAGAUGAAGGCGCUGGAGGUCUGUUUCGCGGGAACACGCUCAACGUGUUGCGAAUCGCCCCCACCAAAGCCGUCGAGUUCUUCGUGUACGACAAGUUCAAGGAUUACAUCAUACGAAACGGCGAUCAAACCGAGCUCGACGGUGCGCAACGCAUGCUCGGUGGUUCCGUGGCGAGCAUGUGCGGCACAGCGUUGACGCAUCCCGUGGACACGUUACGGUCGCGCGUCUCUGGCACCGGCAUGCUGUUGGGCGACUGCUGGAAACAGCUCGUCGCCAACGAAGGCUACGGUGCGCUGUGGAAAGGUUUGGGUGCGAAUAUGGUGCGCGUAGCACCCUACGGCGCGAUCAAUUUCUACGUAUACGACGCCUGCAAGGGUUUGUACCGGCGACAAUUCGGUGAAAAGGCAAAGAUGUCUGCGCUACCGACGAUGUGUUUCGGCGCGCUCGCCGGCGCCGCGGCGCAAACGGGCGUGUAUCCACUCGAAAUGAUUCAACGUCGAAUCCAAGUCGCCGGAAUGAAGAAAGGUGCAGGAUACGCCUAUAAAAACAUGUUCCAUGGGAUUUACGUCGUCGGAAAGAAUGAAGGCAUCGGUGCGCUUUACGCUGGCUUGAUUCCGAAUUACGCCAAGAUUUUACCCUCGGCGGCAAUUUCGUUUUACGUUUACGAGCUCAUGAAGCAAGUGUUCGAAAUCGACAAGUGAAUGAGCAUCUCAACGCACGCCAAAUUAGGCUGUUAUAUACUAAAAUCAUGUUGUUACUACG
Molecule: messenger RNA, 1327 nt
Organism: Ostreococcus lucimarinus CCE9901
Lineage: Eukaryota; Viridiplantae; Chlorophyta; Mamiellophyceae; Mamiellales; Bathycoccaceae
Product: MC family transporter: aspartate/glutamate (Ca2+-activated)
Exons: 1
Coding region: 1-1266 (421 amino acids)
Biological process (GO): transmembrane transport
Molecular function (GO): calcium ion binding
Source: RefSeq, a predicted model, not a curated record